CUGGUCGGUGGAUCUAACGAAGCUGAAGGGAGAGUAGAGGUACUGCAUGAUGGAUCAUGGGGUACUAUCUGCGAUGACUGGUGGGAUCUUAGCGACGCCAGGGUGGUUUGCAGGAUGCUUGGGUUGGAUGGAGCCUUGGAGGCAUCGGGAUCUGCUAGGUUUGGCCAGGGUUCCGGGCAAAUCCUUCUGACUCAGGUUGCAUGUUAUGGAACUGAAGACAACCUCGCAGACUGUAUUCAUCGAUGUUUUGGAGACUGGAGUUACUGCGGUCAUGACAGGGAUGCAUGUGCUGUUUGUUACUCAGGAGACCCAUUACAAGUUCGCCUUGCUGGUGGGUCAAACGAUGCUGAAGGGAGAGUAGAAGUUAUGCAUGAUGGAUCCUGGGGAAUCAUAUGUGAUUAUGGCUGGGAUCUGAGAGACGCCAGUGUGGUUUGCAGGAUGCUUGGGUACGAUGGAGCCUUGAAAGCAUCGAGAACUGCUAGGUUUGGUCGGGGCUCUGGUCGCAUUCUUCUAAAUUAUGUCAACUGUGAAGGAACUGAAGACAACCUAGCAGACUGUGCUCAUCCAGGGAUUGGACGUUACACUAACUUAUGUACCCAUUCGAGGGAUGCAGGAGCUGUAUGCUACUCAGGAAGUAUGAUGUUCACCUUUUCUCUCUCUAUAUCUCUCUUUCUCUCUUCAAAUCCAGACCCAUUACAAGUUCGCCUUGCUGGAGGAUCAAACGAAGCUGAAGGCAGAGUAGAGGUACUACAUGACGGAUCUUGGGGUACUAUCUGUGAUGACUGGUGGGAUCUUAGAGACGCCAGGGUGGUUUGUAGGAUGCUUGGAUUUGAUGGAGCCUUGGAGGCCCCGAGAUCUGCGAGGUUUGGUCAAGGCUCCGGUCGCGUUCUGCUGAUGUAUGUAAACUGUGAAGGAACUGAAGACAACCUAGCAGACUGUGCUCAUGCAGGGAUUGGUCGUUACUCAUGUAGUCAUGCAAGAGAUGCAGGAGCCAUUUGUUAUUCUGGAGCAAACCCAAACCCAUUCAAAGUUCGCCUUGCCGGUGGUUCAAACGGAGAUGAAGGCAGAGUAGAGAUCAUGCAUGACGGAUCAUGGGGAACCAUAUGUGAUCAUGACUGGGAUUUUAGAGACGCCAGGGUGGUUUGUACGAUGCUUGGGUUUGAUGGAGCCUUGGAGGCACCGAUAUCUGCAAGGUUUGGCCAAGGUUCCGGUCGCGUUCUUCUAACGUUUGUCAACUGUGAAGGAACUGAAGACAACCUAGCCGACUGUGCUCAUGCAGGGAUCGGACAUUACUCAUGCAGCCAUUCGAGGGAUGCAGGAGCCGUGUGUUACUCAGAAGGUAGGUUUUACCCAUUCAGCAUUCGCCUAAUCAACGGCACCAACGAUUCGGAAGGCAGAGUGAAGGUACUGUACAAAGGAGGAAUGGGAACAAUAUGCGAUGAUAACUGGGAUCUUCUAGAUGCAAGAGUCGUUUGUAACAUGCUUGGAUUUGAUGGGGCUUUAGCCACACCAGGUAGAGCUACCUUUGGGGCUGGAAGCGGCAAAAUCUUGCUUGAUGACGUUGAUUGCAAAGGGACAGAGGAUUCCCUUGCUGACUGUUUCCAUCGAGGACUUGGAGUCAACAACUGCAACCAUGACAGUGAUGCUGGUGUUGUUUGCUUUAGAAGAGGUCAUUCAUCUCAAAUCCAAGUACGGCUGGUCGGCGGAGGAAAUGAUGCCGAAGGCACGGUAAAUGUUAUGCUCAAUGGAUCUUGGGGAACUGUUUGCGACUUUAACUGGGAUCUGCGUGACGCCAGGGUGGUUUGUAGAAUGUUAGGGUUUGGUGGAGCUUUGGAAGCACCGAGAUCUGCAAGGUUUGGUCAGGGUUCUGGACGCAUUCUUCUAAACUGGGUCGAAUGCGAUGGAUCAGAAGACACUCUUGCAGACUGCAUUCACCCAGGAAUUGGAGAUUACAGUUACUGUGGUCAUAACAAAGAUGCAGGAGUCGUGUGCUUCCUUGGAGUUCGACUUGCAGAUGGAGCCAGCGAAAAUGAAGGAAGGGUAGAGAUUCUGGUGGAAGGGUCUUGGGGAACUGUGUGUGAUGAUUUGUGGGACCUGGAUGAUGCUACCGUUGUGUGCAGACACUUAGGAUUUGUGGGAGCUUUGGCUGCUUUACCCCAGGCUUACUUUGGUGAGGGUUCUGGGGAUAUCUUGUUGGAUGGUGUUCAGUGCAAUGGAUCAGAAGCCAACCUCAAGGACUGUAAACACAAGGGAAUAGGUGUACAUAAUUGUGCACAUAAAGAGGAUGCCGGCGUCAUAUGCAGAGAUACAGGUAACUUAAAACUGUGGCUGACACUGAGUUACUAA
Molecule: messenger RNA, 2346 nt
Organism: Lytechinus pictus (painted urchin)
Lineage: Eukaryota; Metazoa; Echinodermata; Echinoidea; Temnopleuroida; Toxopneustidae
Product: deleted in malignant brain tumors 1 protein-like
Exons: 7
Coding region: 115-2346 (743 amino acids)
Cellular component (GO): membrane
Source: RefSeq, a predicted model, not a curated record